AUGGAAGCCCCCAGUGGAAAGUGCAAGAAAUCUACAAAUAGGAAUAAAACAAGCCAUUCAGCCGGUACCACUUCAGGUACACCAUCUAAAAGAAAGAAACUAGUACAGGCGGAGGAAACUGAAGAGAUUUCAGUAGUUAGUUUUGAAAAUGAAACAACUUCUAGUGUUCGCCAGACAACAACUAAUGAAGAGGUCAUAACUCAAACUACAGCUGUUCCUGUAAUUCCUAUUGUACCAGAAAAACAACUUCCGGUUUUUAAAGAUCCUAAUUUUGUACAUUCUAGUAAAGGAACCUCUUGUGGCAAAAGAACAAGAGUAUGGAAGAAUCUGAAACAAAUAAUAGCAGGAGAUCGUUCAUUUCCAUGGAAACCAACAGAUGUAACAUAUGGAUCAAUAGAUGCCCCUCCAUCAUUCCGGCCUGGUAAAAAAUAUUCAGAUAUCUCAGGUUUAGAGGCAAGUUAUGUUGAUCCACAAACUAAAUUACGGUAUGCUACAGCUGAAGAGUUCUCACAUGUUCGUAUAUUACCAGGUGAUAUAGUGACAGGAUAUCUAGCUUUAAGAAAGGCUAAUACACCAGUACCUUGACUGAAUUCUUUGAGAUUGAGCCUCAAUGUAGCAGACUGGAGUUCUGAAAUCAUAAAGAAUGCUAGAGUGAUACAGUGAUAAUAUCUGAGGUUGCCUUGGUUGUUAUAAGAGUUUUGCCAACUCUUCAUGAAAAACACUAUUGUUAUUUAUGUAUUAGUUUCAAUUAACGUCAAAUUUGAAUCAGUCCAAGAUCUUAUCAAUAUAAAUGAUCAUACCAAGAUUCAUUAAAAUCAAUUAAAAACUAUUGUGUUC
Molecule: messenger RNA, 837 nt
Organism: Lottia gigantea (owl limpet)
Lineage: Eukaryota; Metazoa; Mollusca; Gastropoda; Lottiidae
Exons: 5
Coding region: 1-585 (194 amino acids)
Biological process (GO): chromatin remodeling
Cellular component (GO): Ino80 complex
Source: RefSeq, a predicted model, not a curated record